Messenger RNA from Cordyceps fumosorosea ARSEF 2679, 846 nucleotides. RefSeq names its product U1 snRNP splicing complex subunit. The transcript has 2 exons. The record is from RefSeq and is a predicted model, not a curated record. Lineage: Eukaryota; Fungi; Ascomycota; Sordariomycetes; Hypocreales; Cordycipitaceae. Gene Ontology annotation, molecular function: mRNA binding. Gene Ontology annotation, biological process: mRNA splice site recognition. Gene Ontology annotation, cellular component: U2-type prespliceosome; U1 snRNP. Bases 1 to 846 code for a protein of 281 amino acids.
AUGGCCGCCGAACAACGAAAGCUGCUCGAGCAGCUCAUGGGCGCGUCCGUGACGUCGCAAGCCGCCAAAGUUUCCUUUUCAGACCCCAAGCUCUGCCGCUCCUACAUCGCCGGCACCUGCCCUCAUAUACUCUUCACAAAUACAAAGCAGGAUCUGGGGCCGUGUCCCAAGAUCCACUCGGAAGCUCUCAAGACUGAAUACGACGCCAUGUCGGAGCGCGACAGGAGCAAGCUCGGAUUUGAAUACGAUUACAUUCGGCAUUUGUACCAGUACAUCGACGAGUGCAACAGAGGCAUCGAGGCUGCCCAAAGGCGGUUGAAGAAGACCCCAGAAGAGAUCCGACAAACCAAUAUCAUGCUGAAAGAAAUCUCCGACCUCAACACGUCCAUACACAACGGCCUCCUCGAGGUCGAGAUCCUCGGCGCCGUGUCCGAGGUCUCGCGCGCGCAGGAGGAGCUCUUCCGCGCGCGGCAGGCCAUGCAGGCCAAGGCCGACAAGGAGCGCGAGCUCAAGGCGCUCGCCGACACCUCCGGUCCCUCGGGCCACCAGAAGCUGCAGGUUUGCGACGUCUGCGGCGCCUACCUCAGCCGCCUCGACAACGACCGCCGCCUCGCGGACCACUUCUACGGCAAGAUGCACCUCGGCUUCGCUCAGAUGCGCAAGACGUACGACGCCUUCCCACGCGAGAUGAAGGCCCGUGCAAGGACGAUGCCGUCGCACGACGAUGACGGGCCCGGCGGUGGCGGCGGCGGCGGACCGAGGGGACCGAGGGGGCAUGGGGGUGGAGGUGGUGGAGGAGGGGGGUACAGAGGGAAGGGAGGUCGCGGGUAUCGCGGCGGGUGGUAG